AUGGCCGUCCGAGAGCCGUCCAGAUACCUGGCAAAGGCUCUUCCACGGGCCCUUGUUCCAUCGAGCCGCCUGCCGUGGCCCUCACCCAGGCGCAAUGCCUCCGACCAGGGGGCGGCAGGUAGCUCGCCAGACCCUUUUGAUGAACUCGAGUCCUCGUCCUCGCUAAUGUCAGCUACAGUUCCGGAAGAAGUGGUGAAAUCAUACGAUCCAAUUGCCAGAGCCAGGUCACGGAAGACCGAGCUUCCUCCAAGCCGAUACCAAUUCCGAUCUCCCAAAUACUACCGGGGCCCCUUGCACCCUCACCGACCUCCUCCUCCGUCAGAUCCUGCUUCCCGACAAUUUGUACCGGGGCCCUUCACGCUUCCACGCGUUCAGCAGACCUACGAUUCUACCAUCGCUCAGGACAUCCUCACCCUCUGCUAUGUCCACAGACCGCCGGGCUUUGAGCCUCCGCCUAGGCCAGAGCGGCUCCGCAAAUGGGACGACAGUUCUCCAUAUCACAAGAACAGACCUCUCCGUGGACCCCGUGGUGGUGAUGUCUUACGGCUGCUCCGGAAACCCAUCACCUUCCGAAACAUUCCCAAAGUCGAGAGAAUCACGAUCCAUAGCUACGUCAAACAGGCUGCUACAGAAGGAUCGCACUGGCUGCACGUAGCAGGUAUGGCCGUGCAGGCCAUCUCGAAUGUUCGGGUUGAGACGUUCAAAUCCAAGAGCAGCGUCGCGCCAUGGGGAAUUGCUCCCGGCAGAGAUACAGUGGCAGUCAAGGCGGAGUUGAAGGGCGAGAAUAUGCAGCACUUCCUGGGAAAGCUGGUGGAAGUCGUGAUGCCGAAAAUAAAGGAAUGGAAGGGUAUCAAAGGCAGCAGCGGCGACAGCAGUGGAAACAUCACGUUCGGUCUGACCCCGGAGGCUGUGGCAAUGUUCCCGGAGAUUGAAGUAAAUUAUGAUAUGUACCCUCCAGAAAUGAUCCCUGGCUGUCACAUUACUCUCCAUACCACUGCGACUACCGACAAAGAUGCAAGGCUGCUCCUGAGCGCCUUCGGAAUUCCUUUCUACGGUAAAUUUGUCAACUAG
Molecule: messenger RNA, 1071 nt
Organism: Rasamsonia emersonii CBS 393.64
Lineage: Eukaryota; Fungi; Ascomycota; Eurotiomycetes; Eurotiales; Trichocomaceae
Product: 50S ribosomal subunit L7
Exons: 3
Coding region: 1-1071 (356 amino acids)
Biological process (GO): translation
Cellular component (GO): ribosome; cytosolic large ribosomal subunit
Molecular function (GO): RNA binding; structural constituent of ribosome
Source: RefSeq, a predicted model, not a curated record